UUCGCUCCCCUCACUCCGCCCGGCUGGCUGCAUUCUGCACACCGCGUUUAACGGAUAACAUAGCGAGAAAGAGAGGGCACAUAGGCGAACAAAACCACAGGAGCGGAUCUGCACCUGAACUGUAUGGACUGUGGAUUUAAGGAGAGGAAAAGACGGACAAGUUCAAGCCGUCACUGCUGCGACAGGGAGCCGCUCCAGACUGCUGUCUAGUGAACAAGUGUGUCAGGGUGACCAGACAAACCAGGCUGGUGUGGGGCGGUUGGCCUGUUACCAAGGUCAGAGGUCAGUGAAGGCAGUGGUACCAGAGGGUGGAGAUGAUGUCCAUGCAAAUGAGUGAGGCGGACAGUGUGGUGAAGGUGGCAGAAUGGCAGGAAACCUACUACGCCUCAGACUCUGGAAUCCAAUCAGCAGCCACCACAGUCCUGGACGAUGAGAGCAGCACUGACUACAGCGGUCGUAAGAAGUACACUGGUACAACAACCAGUAUUAACACUGCUCCUGCUACUGCCACCACUGGAAGAGGAGGAGACACAGCAGCUGGGGGACUCGAGAGUCCCACGGAUUUAGAAGCUCAGUACUCACUAACACGGGCUCAGCGCGUCAGGGCUGCCAUGUUCCCAGAGACCCUGGUGGAGGGGGAGGCAGCCAUGCCCGCCCAAUCAGAUCCUUCACAACAGAGCAACGUGCAACGUCUGGCUGAACCCUCCCAGCUGCUAAAGACGGCGAUAGUCCACCUGAUAAACUACCAGGACGAUGCAGAGCUGGCCACCAGGGCAGUACCGGAGCUCACCAAGCUGCUGGCGGACGAAGAUCCGGUUGUGGUGAAUAAGGCGGCCAUGAUAGUCAACCAGCUGACCCGUAAGGAAGCCAGUCGUCGGGUGCUGGUGCAGUCUCCGGCCAUGGUGGGCGCCGUGGUACGCGCCAUGACGACGGCAGUUGACAUGGAGACAGCCCGUUGCGCGGCCAGCGUGCUGCACAGCCUAUCCCACCAGAGGGAGGGACUGCUGGCCAUAUUCAAGUCUGGAGGAAUACCAGCACUGAUCCGCAUGCUGAGCUCACCGGUAGAAUCAGUCUUGUUUUAUGCCAUCACCACCCUCCACAACCUGCUGCUGCACCAAGAGGGGGCCAAGAUGGCGGUGCGUCUUGCUGAUGGCCUGCAGAGGAUAGUGCCCUUACUGAAAAAGAGUAACCCCAAGUUCCUAGCCAUCACUACUGACUGCCUGCAGCUGCUGUCCUAUGGAAACCAGGAGAGUAAGCUGAUCAUCCUAGCCAAUGGGGGCCCAGAGGGUCUGGUGUUCAUCACGAGGAACUACAACUAUGAGAAGUUGCUGUGGACCACCAGUCGCGUUCUCAAAGUGCUGUCUGUCUGUCCCAGCAACAAGCCAGCAAUAGUAGAGGCUGGUGGGAUGCAGGCUUUGGGCCAACAUCUCACAGGUUCCAGUCAGCGUCUGAUCCAGAACUGUCUGUGGACGCUGCGCAAUCUAUCUGAUGCUGCAACCAAACAGGAGGGUUUAGACGGGCUGCUGCAGAUAUUGGUUACCCAGCUGGGCUCAGAUGACGUCAACAUGUUGACAUGCGCAACUGGCAUCCUGUCCAACCUCACCUGUAAUAACUCACGCAACAAGACACUGGUGACUCAGUAUGGUGGCGUUGAGGCGUUGAUCCACGCUGUACUUCGUGCCGGGGAAAAGGAGGAUGUUGCUGAGCCGGCAGUCUGUGCCCUGCGUCACCUCACCUCUCGCCACCAGGACGCCGAGCUGGCUCAGAAUGCUGUGCGGCUGCACUACGGUAUCCCAGCUGUCGUGAAGUUGCUGGGGCAACCGCACUACUGGCCUGUUGUAAAGGCAACAGUUGGUCUUAUCCGGAACCUGGCGUUGUGCCCGGCCAAUCAGGCGCCACUGAGGGAGGCAGGUGCUAUUCCACGAUUGGUCAACCUGCUGCUGAAGGCUCACCAGGACACACAGAGACAUGCCUCCUCAGCACAGCAGACAUACCAGGAUGGUGUUCGUAUGGAGGAAAUAGUAGAGGGCUGCGCAGGAGCGCUUCACAUUCUGGCCAGAGACCCCAUGAGCAGAGGAGAGAUUGCCAGCAUGCAGACCAUACCACUGUUUGUACAGCUGCUGUACUCUUAUGUGGAGAACGUGAAGCGAGUAUCGGCGGGUGUCCUGUGUGAGCUGGCCCUCGACAAACAGUCUGCAGAGCUCAUUGACGCAGAGGGAGCAUCAGCACCGCUCAUGGAGCUCCUGCACUCCAACAACGAAGGAAUUGCCACAUAUGCUGCAGCAGUGCUGUUCCGAAUUUCAGAGGAUAAGAGUUCAGACUACAGGAAGAGAGUAUCAGUGGAGCUCACACACUCGCUCUUCAAACAUGACCCUGUCGCCUGGGAAAUGGCCCAUACUGCAAUUCCUUUGGAGCCAACAUACCUAUGUGAUGAGUUAGAUGGCUCUUACCCUGCCUAUGGCUACACAGAUCUGCCUCUGGACAGCCUGCCACUAGAUCCUGAGCUCCACGAGCCCUACAUCCCCGACAUGACCUACGACCCAAGACAGGCCUACCAGGACCCACUCUAACAGGAGAAUAAAACAGACAUGGUGAAAGAAAUCGAGAGAAUGAGCAAAUCACGGGCAGAAAGACUGGAGGGAUGGAUGGAGGAAGAAGGAGAUUGGAGUUUUUAAUCACAAAGUGAAUCAGCCCUUUCCAAAAGGUGGAAAAAAAAUCCCAUUUGUCAAUCAUGAACUAUCAAAAGAGGUUGCUUAUUAAAAAGAGGUUUAUUGUUUCUGUAAAUGAAAUAUGUAACUUUAUUAUAAUGUUUUACUGUGGGGUGGAAGUGGGGGGGUGUCUGAAGUUUUGAGGCAUUGUUACACGGGUAACCUUUUGAAGCAAUCAAAUUAGGCAAUUAUUCAUUACAGUUUGUGAUGCGCAGGACAAGCAGGAGGGGCUUUACCAAACUAAACUGAUAAUCCUGAAGUGUUUCAGCAUUUCAUCUAUAAAGACAUUACUAGUUAGAGAGAAUUUGAAUUUGAUGAAAUGUUACAACACCAUCGUUAAAGUGUGACGUAAGUACGGCAAUGCCUGUUGUGAUAAACAGGUUUUUGCCCACAUGUGGAUACCUCAUGUUUAAUUUUUUACUGAAAUCACAGAAACAUUCACUAUGAAAACUAUUAACAACUCAGAUCUUUGCUUUCAAAACACAUAUCAUUUAAAAGUAAUAGAUUUAGUCCCUGAUGGGCAUUAAUGCCAAUCACCAUUGCUACCAAAUGCUACCCGUGUAUCCAAGCCUCUAGCUGCUGUCUUUUAGAUGUCUCCUCUGUGUAUUUGAACAGUGCACAUGUCCCAGGGUGUCCAUGUGUGGUUGUUGCAUGGUAGUAUUGUGUACUCAUUUAAAUAUUCUUCACCUUUACAUACUGAAAAAAAUAGACAUCUGGGUUUUACAAGCCCAUUUGGAUUACUCCAGCCAUUUGGAAAACCUCAGUGAGGAACUGGUCUACAAAUCCCACCAUACCCCAGCCUCACUUUCACCGGGAGGAAAUUCUGUUCAAAUGUCCACAGGAAAUUGACUACAAAUCAAUUUGGCAUCUUUGGCAUCAGACUACACAUCCCGUCAUUUUCCAGUUGGAAUCUUCAGUUGAAAUAGACUCAGCUCUCUGACCCGCUUGUACACACCUUUGUGGGUGCCAUGAGUACACUGCAGAGUAAAUAUACAAUGGUACUUGCACCAUGUACACAUACAGUAAUGACACAUUACUUUUGUACGAGGGUAGGUGGAUCAUAGACAUGUGUUGAUAACUGUAUGACACUGUCAAUAUAUAACAAAAUAAUACUUGCUGCUGCUCACAGCAUGUAUUAAAGAUCCAGUCUCUGAUUGGUGUGCAGCACCUUUUUCUACCUAACCAUCACAUCAUAAUACAGUCUACAAGGUCUACAUAUGUGGACAUUGUGGACAGUUGGGGCACAAAAUGCUCUGGGCGCCAGGGGCAACUGGGCUUGUACAGUACAAGGCUGCUGUUUUUGGCUGCAAUCCCAACAACAGCAGCCUUAGCCUGAAAUGUUAAGAAAGCACAAUUACAAUGACUUAUCAAUUGCUGAAGCAAUCUACCACAACUAUACUGUUCCUGAAUCUGAACAUCAUUAAAUUUUAUUAUUUUCAA
This is a messenger RNA of Cottoperca gobio, 4148 nucleotides long. RefSeq names its product junction plakoglobin-like. NCBI's taxonomy places the organism in Eukaryota, Metazoa, Chordata, Actinopteri, Perciformes, Bovichtidae. Gene Ontology annotation, biological process: cell adhesion. The transcript has 18 exons. Gene Ontology annotation, molecular function: cadherin binding. Bases 315 to 2570 code for a protein of 751 amino acids. The record is from RefSeq and is a predicted model, not a curated record.